This is a messenger RNA of Juglans regia (Persian walnut), 627 nucleotides long. RefSeq lists its product as uncharacterized. Bases 1 to 627 code for a protein of 208 amino acids. The transcript has a single exon. Lineage: Eukaryota; Viridiplantae; Streptophyta; Magnoliopsida; Fagales; Juglandaceae. The record is from RefSeq and is a predicted model, not a curated record. Gene Ontology annotation, molecular function: RNA-DNA hybrid ribonuclease activity; nucleic acid binding.
AUGUAUAAUCGAAUUGGCAAUGAGGAAAUAAGUUUUUUUGUAGAAACAGCAAGGACAUUGUGGCUUAGGAGAAACCAUUUGGUUUUUGAAGGGGAUCUUUUAUCACCAGCAAGUGUAUUCACUAGAUCCCAACAGACACAACAAAAGUUCAUUCAAACACAACUGUUGGAUCGAGUGCCACAAAGACCACAACAACAACAAGUUAGAACAUCAUGGAAAGCUCCUUCUGCAGAUUGGUUAAAAAUAAACUGGUAUGUAGCAGUUAGAGAAGUUGAUCAUAGAAUUGGUAUUGGAGUGGUGAUCCGAUACAAUGAAGGGGAUGUUCUAUUCACUCUAAGGCAAUCACUUUAUUUUUGUUCUCAACCAUCUACUGCAGAAGCAAUGGGCUUAGUAACUGUUGCAUUGUUGUGUAUGGAGUUGGAACUGAAACAAGUCAUCUUAGAGGGGGACUCAAGUCAUGUUGUUAAUGCUAUGAGACAAGGUAAGGAUCACAAUGGGAUGCUGAGUUGCUUGGUGGAGGAUGCUAAGGCUGCCUUGAAGAAAACAAACUGGGAAAUUCAACAUGUCAAAAGAGAAGCAAAUAAGGUGGCACAUUACUUGGCUCAAGAGGCAGUCUCAUUGGAUUGA